UAUUGUUUGCGAUUUUGUUAAGUUUUAUUUUGUUUUGUUGCAACGCUUUAACAUAUUUGCACCGUGAUCCUUUUUCUGCAACAAAGCCGUGUGUGUAAGUUUGUGUGUUGCUUUAAUUUGUGCGCAUCGGCUUCUGUGAAAAAUCGAAGAAAGGAGCCAGCCAGCUGUCCGCCCUAUGUUGAAAUAUUAUAUGUUAACUCCAAACGAUUGUUUGUACGUUUGAAUUUCGCUAAACUACAGUCCUGACCAUGGCCGAGGACACCGAAUAUAAGAAACUACCCGUGGAUGAGCGUUGCGUGCACAAACUAUGGAAAGCGCGCGUCGAUGGCUACGAAGAAGCUGCCAAACUGUUUCGGGAGCUAGAUGAUGAAAAAUCCCCUGAGUGGUCGAAGUAUGCAAGUUUAAUUAAAAAAAUGGUCGUCGAUUCGAAUGCUCUGGCUCAGGAGAAGGGUCUGGAGGCGGCCCUCAUCUUUGUCGAGAACAGUGGGCUAGCCGGUCGAACCGUGGGCGAUGUUAUGACAGGGAUUGUGCAAAAAUGUAUUGCGGCCCCCAAAGUCAAGACCAAGGAUUUGUCAGUGCAGGUCACGUUAAUGUAUAUAGAGAUUGAGAAACAUGAGGCAGUGAUCGAGGAACUCGUCAAGGGCAUGGAGCAUAAGAAUCCAAAGAUUGUAUCAGCGUGUGUGGCAGCCACAACGUUAGCGUUGCGCGAAUUUGGUCACAAGGUGAUCAAUGUAAAGCCGCUGAUAAAGAAACUCGCCCCCCUGAUGAGCGAUCGCGAUAAAGCAGUGCGUGACGAAGGCAAGCAGUUGGCCGUCGAAAUUUAUCGCUGGAUUGGCGCCGCUAUGAAAGCUCAAAUUGCCACAUUGCCUCAAGUCACGCUCAAGGAACUGGAGGAUGAGUUCGAGAAGGUAAAGAGCGAACGUGCUGAACCAUCAAGAUACCUAAAGUCACAGCAGGAGAAGCAACAAAAGAUUGCAGAUGCCGCUGCUAAUGACGAUGCCUAUAAUGAUGAUGAAGCCGAUCCUGAUGUCGAUGAGGUUGAUCCCAUGGAUCUUAUCGAUCCUGUGGAUAUAUUGUCAAAAAUGCCAAAAGAUUUCUACGAAAAGCUGGAGGAAAAAAAAUGGACAUUGCGCAAAGAGUCCUUAGAAACCCUUGAAAAAUUGCUCACGGAUAAUCCAAAGCUGGAGAGCGGAGAGUAUGGCACCCUAGUCAACACGCUGAAGAAGGUCAUCACAAAGGAUUCGAAUGUGGUGUUGGUUGCCAUGGCGGGAAAAUGCUUGGCCAUGCUGGCAAAGGGCCUGGGCAAGCGUUUCUCAACCUAUGCAUCGGCUUGUGUGCCCGCCCUGCUAGAGAAAUUUAAGGAGAAAAAACCAAAUGUUGUCAAUGCACUACGAGAAGCCACGGAUUAUAUUUAUGCAUCGACAACUCUGGAGGCUCAACAAGAAUGUAUCGUUGAAUCUCUGGCCAAUAAAAAUCCAAGUGUCAAAUCGGAGACUGCAUUAUUCUUAGCACGUGCUCUCUCACGCACACAGCCUGCAGCUCUGAAUAAAAAACUAAUCAAGGUCGUAACCACAGCGCUUAUUAAAACACUCAACGAAUCCGACCCAACAGUGCGUGACAGUUCAGCGGAAGCCCUGGGAACACUGAUGAAGCUAAUGGGUGAAAAAACGUUGGCCCCACUGCUUAUGGAUGUGGAUCCCCUAAAGAUGAGCAAGAUAAAGGAAUGCCACGACAAGGCUGAGAUUAAAGUCAAAGUAGUCGGUCCCAAGAAGGAAGCUCGGCCUGCGACAGCUCCUGGAGUCAAGCCAGCAGCAUCCAAAGUGGCCGGUAGCGUGGACCCAAAACCAGUGACACGGCCUGCUACAUCAGGCGCUCGUAAGAUUGUCAAAAAACCAGCUGCCUCGGGUGGAUCUGGUUCCGGAGCUGGAUCAGCUGGAGCUGGAAUAGCUGCUGGAAAAUCCUCAGGGAAAUCCAUAGCCUCAGAACGUGAAAUGUCGCCUGAGGAAGUGCAGGCCAAAGCCGAUGAAAUUAUACCCAUGGAUAUUCUCAACGGCCUUGUUGAUUCCAAUUGGAAAAACCGCUUGGCAGCUGUGGAAAAUUUUCUGGGACAAAUCACAAGUUUUGAUGCCAAACAGACGGGUAUUUCACAGAUUUUAAUACGCACUAUCAGCGGCCGAAAACCGGGCCUCAAGGAAAUGAACUUUCAGGUGCUCAAAUACAAGUUGGAUAUCAUUCGUAGCGUUGCCGAAAACUACACGCUAACUACCAUCACAGUGGACCACGUGGUGAAUGAUAUUACCGAAAAGCUGGCCGAUGCCAAAAACAGCACUACAGCUGCUGAGGUACUUACCGCAUUUGCAGAGGCUACCAAACUCGAGUAUGUGGUCGGAAAAGUGCUGACCUUUGCUCUGGAGCAGAAAUCACCGAAAGUGCAGUCCGAGGCGUUCAACUGGGUCAACAAGUCCAUCACUGAAUUUGGAUUCCAGUUGCAACCCAAAAUGCUUAUUGAAGAUGUGCGCAAGGGUGUGCAGAGCAUUAAUCCGACAGUGAGAGGCUCUGCCAUCUUGUUAGUAGGCACUAUGGCAAUGUAUAUGGGCAAUGCUCUCAUGAUGUUCUUCGAUGGAGAAAAGCCUGCGCUAAAAUUACAAAUACAAGCUGAGUUUGACAAGAAUGUGGGUGAGAAACCGCCGAAACCGGUGCGAGGAGUUCAGAAAGCUUUUGCAGCCGCAGCCAACGAUGAUGUUGAAGUAGAUGAAGGAGCAGGAGGAGAUGAAGAACCCAUUAACAUGGCAGAUUUGUUGCCACGAGUUGAUAUUUCACCACAAAUUACUGAAGCAUUGCUCAAAGAAAUGGCCGACAAGGAUUGGAAAACUCGCAAUGAGGGGCUGAAUAAGUUGCAGAUCAUUAUUAGUGAGGCAAAGCUAAUAAAACCGUCAAUAGGCGAUUUGUCACCAGCCCUGGCUCAGCGUCUAGUCGAUUCCAACGCCAAAAUAGCACAGACUGCAUUAUCCAUAUGCGAGCAGUUGGCCACGGCCAUGGGUUCCGGUUGUCGGGCUCAUGUGCGUGCCCUAUUUCCUGGAUUUCUGCACGCCCUGGGCGACAACAAAAGUUUUGUACGAGCCGCUGCACUUAAUUGCAUUAACAGCUUCGGUGAAAAGGGCGGCUACAAGGAAUUCUUUGAAGCGGAAAUGAUUGCUGAUGCGCUAAAAUCUGGCUCGCCGGCACUUAAGGUUGAGCUUUGGAACUGGCUGGCUGAGAAGUUGCCCGCAUUGCCGAACAAAUCAAUAUCCAAGGAAGAGUUAGCCUCAAUGGUGCCACACUUAUAUGCGCACAUAUGUGAUCGCAACGCCGAUGUGCGAAAGAAUGCUAAUGAAGCGGUUCUUGGAAUUAUGAUACAUCUGGGGUAUGAGUCGAUGGUUCGCGCACUAGACAAACAGAAGCCCGCCUCAAAGAAAGACAUACAAGCUGCUCUUGACAAGGCGCGACCAAAUAUGCCCAUCAAACCUUUGCCCAAAGGCAAGCAACAGGCCCCCAUACCGGAGGAAACUAAGAAGGUGGUGCGUGGUGGUGGCGUUGCAGCACAGAAAGCAGGCCCAGCGAAAGCGGCCGCAGCGAGCGAUAAAACCACUACGCAAUCGCGCAAAAAGGAAGAGGAAGUAGAUACUUCACCACUGCUGGCAGUGAACAAUACGAAGAAUCAACGGCUGAUCGAUGAGCAAAAAAUGCGUGUUCUAAAAUGGACCUUCACCACGCCGCGUGAGGAGUUCACGGACCUGCUGCGUGAACAAAUGACAACAGCCAAUGUCAACAAGGCGCUGAUGGCCAAUAUGUUUCAUGAUGACUUUAGGUAUCACUUGAAAGUCAUCGAACAAUUGAGCGAAGAUUUGCCCAACAGCAGUAAAGCCUUAAUAUGCAAUCUGGAUCUUAUCCUUAAGUGGCUAACACUACGUUUCUACGAUACGAAUCCUUCUGUGCUAAUUAAGGGUCUCGAAUAUCUAGUGCAAGUGUUCCAGAUGCUAGUUGAAGUAGAAUACAUAUUGGCGGAAAACGAGGGUAGCAGCUUUGUGCCACAUUUGCUGCUAAAGAUUGGCGACUCCAAGGAUGCAGUGCGAAAUGGUGUGCGCCGAGUACUUCGUCAGAUAAUACUCGUCUACCCCUUCACGAAAGUAUUUUCGUACGUGAUGGAAGGUUUGAAGUCGAAAAAUGCGCGUCAACGCACCGAAUGCCUAGAUGAGCUCACUUUCCUCAUCGAAUCUUACGGCUUAGGCAUUUGUCAACCGUCGCAGCAAGUGGCUCUCAAGGAGAUUGCACGUCAAAUAUCGGAUCGUGACAAUUCAGUGCGAAAUGCUGCACUCAAUUGCAUUGUACAGGCAUAUUUUCUGGCUGGCGACAAGAUCUAUAAGUUGAUUGGCCAACUGAACGAGAAGGAUCUGUCCAUGUUAGAUGAGCGCAUUAAACGCGCUAAGAAGACUAAAAAACCAUCUGCGACGCCCACAGAAGUGAGCAGCAAACCCCAAAGCUCGCAGAUGGUCCAGCAUCAGGACAGCAUCGAGAUCGAAGAUGGCAACAGCAAUGGCUGCGAUGAGCUUCCAUUGCCCGAUGAUGAAGGUGACCAGCAAGAAGCGACUAUGCGCCAACAAAGUCACUUGUCGGAUCAGAGCGCCACAGGUCUAGCUGCUUUACUAAACUCUCUUAAACGACAGACAACGUUCGAUCAGUUGCCGUCGACUCAGCUGCUCCAACUGCAACAACAACAGCUGCAACAACAGGUUCAACAAUUGAAACCAAGUGGACCCUUCGGCCUAGAUCCGGAUGUUAUAGCCGAAAUCGAAAAAGGCUGGGUACGUGCCGAUCAAAUGUCACAAAAGGACAUACCUACUGUUGAUAUAACGCUGCUCUACGAACCUAUAAGAGUUAUACCUACACGUGGAGGCGUCCAAUAUCCGCAGGAGAAGUUCGAUCGUCUCAUUUCGAGGCAACAUUAUCUGCAACAAACCAUGACGACGCCUCCAUCGGCAGCAGUCUCAACGCUGUCUGCUGGCAUUUCGCCGUAUCGCAGUCCCAUGAGAAUCCAACAGCAACAGCAACAGUUCACAAACGCGCUGGACCAUGUCGGACCUAAUUUGGCCGAUGUCCUGCCCAAGCAUGAUCCGCAACUGGUAAAGGUUAUAAAGGCCAUUAGCAGCACUGAUACACUGAAGGCUCGUGCUGCAAUUAACGAGCUAACGGAAAUAAUUGAGACGCCCGAAAAACAAGCCGUUCUGCGGGACUAUGAAGAAAUAUUUAUACAAAAUGUGCUGGCACAAUUGAAGAACCUUUCGCAAAUACCCAUAUCAGAGUCCCUGGUUGUGUAUCAACCACUGCUUUCCAUAUUAUACACAUUUUUCCAUGCAAAGACCUUGGGCAAAACGCUUAGUGUAGCUUGCAUUAAGAAUCUCAUGUCAGCGUUGCUGCAUCUUAUGGCCGAUCAGAAGUUGACCAGCAGCGAUGAGAGCCAAUACAAUAAAGUGAUCAACGGAAUAUGCUUAAAAGUGCUGGACAAAGUGAAUUUCACGAAUUUAAAUUGCGCACUCAUUCGACUACUGCGUGAGACCUGUCCUGUGGCUGGGCUGCCUAAAUUCACGGAUCUGCUGAUGAAGUGCAUUUGGCGUAAUGUUAAAAUGUUGCCUGAACGCUCGAACGAGCUGAACUAUGAUGCCGUCAUCUUGGAAGUACAUGAAUUCAUGCUUGCAUUGCCCAGCACCUGGUGGCAGAAUCGACCCUCGGAUACGCCACUGCGAACGGUCAAAACUAUAAUACACAAUAUGGCUAAGGUGAAGGGUAACGCCAUAUUGCAGCAUCUGAAUCAGAUACCAACGCAUUCGGAACUGCACACUUAUUUAAUACGUAUACUUAAGAAUUUCCAAAAGGAUGGCACCGUCGCCAAUGUUGGCGCUUCCCCGCAGCGUCAACUGACAUCGAAGGAGUCAUCCUCAAAGCGUAUUUCGCAUCAAACACACGACACGGUGUCGCAAAUAUUCAAGUUGAUAUCCGACAAAGAUACCAAACAGCAAGGCUUGCAAAAGCUUUAUGACUUUAAGCAACAAAAUCCCGACAUUGAUUUGAGCUCAUUUCUACAAGGGGCCAGCGCCACUUUUCACAAAUAUAUAGAAGAGGGCUUAGCUGAGAUUGAACGCAACAAAAAUUCUGGCUCCAAUCAGCCUGAUAAUCGCACAGCGGCUACACGUCCUUAUCUCGCAGAUGCUAACUAUCAGAAUGCCGAACGCGAAAUAGAUCCCGAGUACUGGCUGGAUCGACUACAAUACUUGACUGGUGGAGGCGGUGGUGGCAGCAAACUAUCAUCACACCACACUGGCGACGGAUCAAAUAUGUUUGACAAUAAAGUGGCUGAUGAGAAUCUCUGUUUGAAUUCAAUAAAUUCGCAGAAGGCGUCCCUAAUAAGGCGAGAGAAACCUGAGCUAUCGCCAAAUCGGCUUCUUCAUAUACAGGCAAAACUGGCGCAAAUAAAAAAGGAAAAUCAUGCCCAAUAGUUAUACGGCGCUCUUCUUUAGUUGAUGUUGCGUCACAACAGUUGGGCUGGGCUGGGCUGCGAAAGCGUACUACUUGUAGUUCAAUAUUUAUUAUUAUAUUAUAUUGACAAGUAUUUCAACGAGCUCCAUUAGGGUGGCUGUGUAAACUGCAUACAUACAUACAAUAUAUAUACCAUUUAUUAUUUAACCAAUUAUUGCUUAUAAGCUCCUCCAUAUAUUCACAUAAAUAAUUGUAAUGUUUAAUAACAAGUUAAAAACUGUUAACAACAA
Scaptodrosophila lebanonensis is the source of this 6800-nucleotide messenger RNA. RefSeq names its product protein mini spindles (gene msps). Gene Ontology annotation, molecular function: microtubule plus-end binding; microtubule plus end polymerase activity. The coding region runs from base 249 to 6530 and encodes 2093 amino acids. The record is from RefSeq and is a predicted model, not a curated record. Lineage: Eukaryota; Metazoa; Arthropoda; Insecta; Diptera; Drosophilidae. Gene Ontology annotation, cellular component: microtubule plus-end; kinetochore; centrosome. The transcript has 17 exons. Gene Ontology annotation, biological process: mitotic spindle organization; microtubule polymerization; centrosome duplication.